GACGACAGUCUCGGGCAGAAGGUGAAUGCAGUGGGAAGCAGUGGGGGAUCUUUCUGCCGACAGAAAUCUUGCUCCAUAUACAGCAAAAAUUUUAGGACUGAUGAUUGCUAUGCUUUUGAGUGAUUGGAACUUGAGGAUAUCAGAUGAAAUAUCAGUCUCAUCUGUUACUGCCUUACUGGAACUUCUUUUAUAACUAAGAUCUACUGCCAACGAUUUCAAGGGAUUCCAUCUGUGACAAAUGUAAGACUAACACUUGGAGCAACACCACAAAGUGGGAAGAAAAGGGUGGGUGGUUCCAUCAUCUCAUCAUGGUGCUUCCACCCCCAGAUAAGCGCCACGUGUGUCUCACCACCAUUGUUAUUAUGACCAGCAUGGCAUUCAUGGAUGCUUAUCUGGUAGAGCAGAACCAAGGGCCUCGUAAAAUUGGUGUCUGCAUCAUCGUCCUGGUAGGAGACAUCUGCUUUUUGAUUGUGCUGCGCUAUGUGGCCGUCUGGGUGGGGGCUGAGGUGAAGACAGCCAAACGGGGCUAUGCUAUGAUUCUUUGGUUCCUCUACAUCUUUGUGCUGGAAAUCAAACUGUAUUUUAUAUUCCAGAACUAUAAGGCUGAUAAGAGAAAUCUGGAGACGGUGGCCAGAAAGGCUCUGACUUUGCUUCUCUCCAUCUGUGUGCCAGGAUUGUAUCUGGUGCUAGUAGCCUUGGACAGCAUGGAAUAUAUACGUACCUUCCGGAAGAAAGAGGAUUUGCGAGGGCGUCUCUUCUGGGUGGCCUUAGACCUACUGGAUAUCUUAGAUAUUCAAGCCAACCUGUGGGAGCCACACAAGACUGGUCUGCCAAUCUGGGCAGAAGGACUCAUGUUCUUCUAUUGCUACAUACUGCUCCUGAUCCUGCCCUGUGUUUCCUUGAGUGAGAUUAGCAUGCAAGGAGAGCACAUUGCUCCCCAGAAAAUGAUGCUCUACCCUGUCCUGAGCCUGGUGACCAUAAACAUGGUUACCAUAUUCAUCCGAGCCAUUAAUAUGGUCCUAUUCCAAGACAGCAGGGUCUCUACAAUCUUCAUUGGCAAGAAUAUAAUUGCCAUUGCCACCAAGGUCUGCACAUUCCUGGAGUACAAGAAGCAAGUGAAGGAGUUCCCACAAAAUGCCAUUGCCUUGGAGCUGCAGCAGAACUCAGUGCCCCACAACCAGACCCUCCACAGUACACAAGGCCUUCCUCAUGAGCAGUCCCCCACCAGGGAGAUUUUGGACACAUGAUAGGCCUCUCCUUAGACAUCAGCAUUGGUUCUUGUUUUGUUGGGGGGAGGGGGGAGAGGCAAUCCUGCUCUCGUCCCAGCACGGAGAGCUGCUUCCAGCACAAGAUUUUAACAAAUGGUGGAACAUCCCCUGCAACUCAGGUAUUUCCUAGGGGCCCUCUGGAACGAAAACAAAACCAAGCAACCUUCCAAGCAGAACCUCACCCACUCCAGCAUCUGACCUUUUCUAUCUGUUUGUUACCUGUGCUUCAAAUUGUAACGAAUGAGAAUUUUUGUUAUCACAAUCUUUUUUAAAUAAAGAGACAGGGUGGGAUGGGGCAGGAGGGGAGAAUCAGGACUGGCACUUCAGCCGGUGUACCAGUAUAUUAAGUCUUACUGGAAGUAGUUGGGUUUACAGUUUCUUAUUUUCAAACACAACAAAAACAAAAAAAGAUCCUGCGAAGUCACUGCAGAAAACUCCAGCUGAUUUUGGACAGUUUUUUAAAAUCAUUGCCAAGUAGUUCCUUUGCUCUGUUCAGUUCCACUCAGCAAGCAGCAGCCUCAGACAUCUGGCCAGGAAAGUUCUAACAUUGCCAAAGUCUUCAGCCAGCCCUGCUAAGAACCACAUUCAACAUCAAGUCUCAUAUUUUAAGAUCAUUCUGUUAUAAAACAUUUAUAAAAUGAUUCAGCACAAGA
Messenger RNA from Candoia aspera, 1921 nucleotides. RefSeq names its product transmembrane protein 121 (gene TMEM121). Lineage: Eukaryota; Metazoa; Chordata; Lepidosauria; Squamata; Candoiidae. Bases 309 to 1247 code for a protein of 312 amino acids. The record is from RefSeq and is a predicted model, not a curated record. The transcript has a single exon.